Molecule: messenger RNA, 1149 nt
Organism: Scheffersomyces coipomensis
Lineage: Eukaryota; Fungi; Ascomycota; Pichiomycetes; Serinales; Debaryomycetaceae
Product: U2 snRNP complex subunit
Exons: 1
Coding region: 1-1149 (382 amino acids)
Cellular component (GO): U2-type spliceosomal complex; U2 snRNP
Molecular function (GO): RNA binding
Source: RefSeq, a predicted model, not a curated record
AUGACGACCAAAUUUCCAAAGGCUCCACCAAAGCCAGAAGAUGUAUUAAGUGAUCCCAAAUUACUUUCGAAAGUGGAUGAAAGAGUAUCUCUUGAUCAAAAGGCGAAUUCUUGGAUUUUUGAAAGCGAUGAUAACAUAGAAUAUGAAUAUAAUUAUAAUACUAAAAAGUGGGACAUACGACAGGAUAAUAUCAGCAUAACUAAGAGAAAGAGAGAUGACCACGACGAUGAAAAAGAAGAAGAUGUUGAUGAUGAUGAAUUGGAAAAUAAACUUCACAUAAAAGAGUUCAAGAAGCAAAAAAUGCAAAAGGUUAAAGAUGAAAUAUCAAAACUUAAACAAGAAAUGAAGCAAUCAAGUUCUGAAGAAGCCACAACCACCAAUGCUAUAUUCGUAUAUAAUCUUCCAACUGAUAUCACUUUAUCUGAGUUGGAUGAAAUUUUUGGUAAAUACGGUUUAAUAUCAGAAGACUAUAACACUGGGGAGAAAAGAAUCAAAAUGUAUAAUGAUGAAAGUAACAAAUUUAAAGGUGAAGCUUUAAUAUUUUAUCACAAUAAGAAAAGUGUCCCAUUAGCAAUUGAUAUGUUGGAUGGAACAUCUGUAAGAUCUGAUACUCGUAUAACCAUCAAAGUUGAACCUGCUAAAUUUACUGAUUCAGGCUCAAAGAAAUCAAAAAUAACGGAAAGACCAUCAAAAGAACAACAAAAGUUUAUUAAAUCGAAAGAAUCAUUAAAUAAAAAGCUUACCGAUUGGGACGAAUUCGAUUCAAGUGAUGCAAAGGUUGACAAAUCUAAACUGAAACUUUUCUCAAGAAUAGUGGUGGUGGAGAAUAUGUUUCGGGUUGAUGAAUUAAAAGCUGAUCCUGUUAUUGAAUUAGAUUUGAAAGAAGAUAUUCAAGACGAAUGUAAUAAGUUAGGAAUUGGAGAAGAUAUUUCACAGAUUCAAGUGUAUGAUGUCAGUGGGACUAUAACUAUAAAAUUUAAGAAACCAAAUCUGAGCGAUAUAUGUAUAAAGCUGCUUGAUGGUAGGUUCUUUGAUGGUCUUAAAUUGAAAGCUAGUAUUUUCAGUGGUCAAAAGUUCGAAAAGACUCAUAAUGAGAUUGAAGAAGAAGGUGAAAGAUUAGAUAAAUUUAGUGCUCUGAUAGAUUCUUAG